This is a messenger RNA of Rubroshorea leprosula, 1040 nucleotides long. NCBI's taxonomy places the organism in Eukaryota, Viridiplantae, Streptophyta, Magnoliopsida, Malvales, Dipterocarpaceae. The record is from the annotation of a GenBank genome assembly.
GGUAAUGCAGCUGAAUAUUGAAUUAUUACCUUUUACUAUGCUGCAUUUCCCAUUGAAAAUGAAUUGGUCUAUCAAGAUGGAUGCCUUGCAUUUCUAUCCGGCGGAGCUACUGGGUGGCGUUGUGGCUGUGGUUGCCAUAUGCGGCACAGUUGCAUACAUUUAUCGCAACAGAAGACGCUGUCGCCAGGGUUGCUUGGACCCUGAAAAUUUUAAGGAGUUCAAACUGGUAAAAAAAACUCCACUCAAUCAAUAUGCUGCAAAAUUCAGAUUUGCUCUUCCUUCAUCCUCUUCAAUAUUGGGCGUUCCUGUUGGACAGCACGUAAUUUGCAGGGGAACAGAUUCUAAAGGUGAAGAAGUGAUCAGACCAUAUUGCCCGAUUACUCUGGAUUCUGAUGUUGGAUACUUUGAAUUGGUUGUAAAGAUGUAUCCACAAGGAAAAAUGUCCCAUCAUUUUAGACAGAUGCGCGAGGGUGAUCUCCUUGCUGUGAAGGGACCAGCGGGAAGAUUCAGGUACACACCUGGCCAAGCUCGAGCUUUUGGGUUGCUUGCUGGAGGCAGCGGUAUUACCCAAAUGUUUCAGAUUGUACGAGCUAUACUGGAGAACCCAAGAGACAAGACAAUUGCGCAUCUCAUUUAUGCUAAUGCCACCUUAGACGACAUUCUCUUGAAGGAAGAGCUUGAUGCAUAUGCUAGCAAAUUCCCCGAACGUUUCAAAGUUUAUUAUGUUUUAGAGAAGCCUCCUCCUAAAUGGGAAUAUGGUGUUGGGUAUAUCUCCAAGGAAAUGAUUCAGAGGCAUUGCCCACCUCCAGCCCCUGAUAUUCAGAUAUUGAUUUGCGGUUCAGAAGGCAUGAACAGAGCCAUGACUGAUCAUCUAAAUGCACUAGGAUACACACCCAAUAUGCAAUUUGUAUUCUGAGAAAAUGAAGCUUCUGUGAGUCUCUUGCAUUUGAAUAAAUGUUUCAGGAUAACAAUCACGAGUUUCAUUGAACAUCAAGAUAAAAUGAAACUUCACACCAUUUAAAGAAAUUGUAAUUAUUUUA